Prunus armeniaca (apricot) is the source of this 1179-nucleotide messenger RNA. Lineage: Eukaryota; Viridiplantae; Streptophyta; Magnoliopsida; Rosales; Rosaceae. The record is from the annotation of a GenBank genome assembly.
AUGAGGGGAAAACAGGUUUCAGGAAGAGCCACGUUGGUGCUAUGUCUUGCAAGUUUUCUUGCAGGAUCACUGUUUUGUGCUAGCCGCAUGACAUGGACCACUCAACCAUCUUCUGAUCCGAACAAAGAAGCUCAUCAAUUUCCCAUCAUUUCCAACCAGUUGAAGAAGCUAGAGGCCUCUGUCAAACAAGAUUGUGAUCACAAGCGGAAAUUGGUUGAAGGAAAAUCGGAAGAUGACAUUAUGGGGGAGGUGACAAAAACCCAUCAAGCUAUCCAAUCACUGGAUAAAACAAUUUCAAGGUUGGAAACGGAAUUAGCAGCAGCAAGAGCAAACCAAAGAUUAGAUGGACAAGUUAAGUUAGACGGAGCAUCAAACAAUGCCAGUCCUCCUAAACAAAAAGCUUUUGUUGUCAUUGGAAUCAACACAGCUUUUAGCAGCAAGAAACGACGAAAAACAGUUCGAGAAACCUGGAUGCCUAAAGGAGAUGAGCUAAAGAAGCUGGAGAAGGAGAAAGGGAUUGUUAUAAGGUUCGUGAUAGGGCAGAGUGCCACGGCGGGGGGCAUGCUUGAUAGAGCAAUUGAAGCAGAAGAGGCAGAGCACAAGGACUUCCUUAGGCUCAACCACGUGGAGGGCUACCAUGAGCUCUCCACCAAGACCCGCUUGUAUUUCUCCACUGCCAUCUCCAUUUGGGAUGCUGACUUUUAUGUUAAGGUCGACGAUGAUGUCCAUGUUAAUCUCGGUACGCUAGUGAGCGCACUUGCAAGCCACCGGUCCAAACCCAGAAUUUAUAUUGAGGGGGUCAAAUAUCACGAGCCGGAGUAUUGGAAAUUUGGUGAAGAAGGAAACAAGUAUUUCAGGCAUGCCACUGGCCAAAUCUAUGCUAUCUCUAAGGACCUGGCUGCCUACAUCUCCAUCAAUUUGCCCAUAUUGCAUAGGUAUGCCAAUGAGGAUGUAUCACUGGGCGCCUGGUUAAUUGGCCUUGAAGUUGAACAUGUGGACGACCGCUCCAUGUGUUGUGGGACCCCUACAGAAUGCGAAAGGAGGGCAGAAGCAGGUAACGUAUGCGUGGCUUCAUUCGAUUGGAAGUGCAGCGGGAUAUGUGAUUCUGUGGAGAGGAUGAAAGACGUGCACAACUUGUGCGGGGAGGGAAAUGGUGCUGUUUGGAACAUUGAUCUUUGA